AUGAGUCAAAAAUUGGUACGAGACUUCACUCCCGCUGAAGGAGUACAAGUCCUCACCUUCAACCGACCCAUGAAGCGAAAUGCGCUCUUUGGCGAGCUGAUCUCAGUCUUUCUAGACAAGCUAUCGCUAGCUGCAGCGGAUGAGGCUAUGCGGGCCAUCAUCAUCACCGGAAGCAACACGUGUUUUUCCACCAGUGCGGAUAUCAAAGAGAUCGCAGCGCUAGACGCUGAGGCCGCGGGUGUUGCCGCUACCUCGGGAACCUUUGCGCGGGGAUGA
Ilyonectria robusta is the source of this 276-nucleotide messenger RNA. RefSeq lists its product as uncharacterized. The record is from RefSeq and is a predicted model, not a curated record. The transcript is spliced from 2 exons. NCBI's taxonomy places the organism in Eukaryota, Fungi, Ascomycota, Sordariomycetes, Hypocreales, Nectriaceae. The coding region runs from base 1 to 276 and encodes 91 amino acids.